Messenger RNA from Colius striatus (speckled mousebird), 2793 nucleotides. It is a transcript of the gene CGRRF1, whose product is annotated as cell growth regulator with ring finger domain 1. The coding region runs from base 787 to 1815 and encodes 342 amino acids. The transcript has 6 exons. Gene Ontology annotation, biological process: negative regulation of cell growth. Lineage: Eukaryota; Metazoa; Chordata; Aves; Coliiformes; Coliidae. The record is from RefSeq and is a predicted model, not a curated record.
GGAACGGGCGCGGAACCGGGCGGCGCGCCUUAGGGGCGGCAGUAUUUAAACUCUGAUCCGCUGAGGAUCCCGCUCCGUGCCUAGGCCGAGCCGAGAUAUCAGCACACUGGCAGGGCCAGGGGUAGGUCCAAGGAGGAUGACUGCGGUUAGAUGAGGCCAUUAACGCCUGUUAGUAACUUCGUGUCCUUUACUGAAACACCAAGAGGAUACAUAGAGAGAGAGAGAGAAAAGCCUGUUAAAAAGGCUGUCAUCAGCCGGAACGCCUGUCUCAUUAAAUACCAAGAAAUUCAAGCAUGAGACAGAAAUUGGUAAGCUCAGUGGCUCGCGGUACUUCUUGUUUCCACCAGCGGAGCGUAAUUCUAGAAUUAAACCAGGGUUCGGAGUUCACUAAUGACAAACAGGGGCAGCGAGUGCGAGGCAGGCGCUUCUCUUCCGUAACAGGCUGUUGCUAGAGGGCUGCCUCGGUGCCGGAGGAAGCACCUGGCCUUUUCCGCGCCGCUGGGAGUGUAAGAUGGCGCCGUGACAGAAGAGAAAACGUCUUCUCGGCCAUCUCGUGAAGGUGAAGAACAUCACGGCCCUGCUCGGUGGCGCGGAGGGACAAGCAGAGCUGCCGCGGCUCUGCCGGGGACAGGAGCGCGCCCGCCCUCGCGCCGUCGCUAGGCAACGCGGCCCCGCCCACCUCCGGGCAAGCUGAGGGCAGCGGCUUCUCCCAGCUACUGUGCAUGGGCGCGAGGCGCGGGAGCCGGCUCGGCUCGGCUCCCCGCUGCCGGGGAGUGACCCGGCCCCAUGGCCGCUGUGUUUCUCGUCACGCUCUACGAGUACUCGCCGCUCUUCUACAUCACCGUGGUGUUCAUCUGCUUCCUCGUCACCAGCGGGCUAGUGCUGGGCUGGUUUGGUUUGGGUGUUCCUGUUAUUCUGAGAAACUCAGAAGAAACAGAAUCCAGCACAAGAGUCUUGAAAAAGCAGAUGAGACAAGUGAAGAAUCCUUUCGGGUUAGAAAUCCCUCAUUCUGCUACAGCUUCAGUAACAAAGGGUAUUACACUGACACUUGAUUGUCUGGAAGACUGUAUUCUUACGUGCUACUGGGGCUGCAGUGUUCAAAAACUCCACGAAGCAUUGCAGAAACAUGUCUACUGCUUCAGAAUCAAGACCCCUCAGGCCUUUGAGGAUGCUCUGUACAGCGAAUACCUCUAUCGACAACAGUACUUCAUUAAAAAAAAUGACAAGGAAGAAAAAUAUUGUCAGUUACCAGAAGAUGCUCAAGUUGUCAAUUUUGGCCCAGUGCCUAGAUCUCGCUAUCCACUGAUAGCAUUGUUGACGUUAGCUGAUGAAGAAAAUGGAGACAUAUAUGAUAUUAUUUCAAUGGUGACUGUAAUUCAUGUUCCUGAUGAGAGCUACAGACUUUCCUGCAGAAUAUUAUACCGGUAUCUACUUCUGGCUCAAGGUCAAUACCAUGAUCUGAAGCAACUCUUCAUGUCUGCAAAUAGUACUGCACCAUCUUCAAGCGAUCUGGCCCCUGAUGAGAGAAGCACUGACAGAAGCUUGCUAGAAAAGGCUGGACUGGCUGAAGAUGAACCAGAACUGCAUGAAGAAAACAGUAAAGACUGUGUUGUUUGCCAAAACGGCACCGUGAACUGGGUACUUUUACCCUGCAGGCACACGUGCUUGUGUGAUGGCUGCAUUAAGUACUUUCAGCAAUGUCCAAUGUGUAGGCAGUUUGUUCAAGAAUCUUUUCCACUUUGCAGUAAAAAGGAGCAAGAUGAAGGUGAAUCAACCUCCAUCUUGCAAGACGUUCUUCCUAGAAGAGUUUUUUAAUGGGGAAAAAUAAUAGAAUACACCAAGACUAAGUGUAGAAAACAGACUGUUUAUGGGAGGAUGUGUAGCAUUAACUUCUAAGGGUUUGCAUUUUAUUGUUAGGUAGUUUUCAGCUUCCUCAUUUCUCUUUGCUCCAUAUGCUCGCAGGAGCGCUACGCUUCUCCAUGCACUGUGGACAGAAGAAGUGCGUAGGAUAUCUUUGAAGGAUGUGAUUUUAUUUAUAACUUCUUACUAGUUUUUCAUGGAGUACUAUUGGAGGCUAUUUUGAUUACUAAAUUUAGUAUAUCUACUAAAAAAAGAACAAAACUUGCAAGCAAAGUUGCACAUAAGCUCGUUCUGUAUUUAUUGUAUUUAAAGUACUAGAGCUCUACAGAAUUUUUAAAUUUAGAAACAUAGCACUUUACAGAAUGGAUCAAAUGAAGGAAAGUAAAUAUUCUUCAUUGCAAAACCCGUGUCUGUCUAUUUUGGAGAUGAAGGCUGGCCUGUGGCAAGAGCUGGGAUCUGGAGGUGUGAUGCAGGACACUGUUUCUGGCUGCUUUGAAAGAUUUGUAUGUGUGAGAGGCCUUAGCCAAAACCCCUUGGAAUGAGUGAAAAGAUUUUUUUUGUUGAUUAUUGUAGGCUCGAACUAAACAUUGCUGACACUUUCAAGCCUGAGCCUCUGCUGUGGCAUCUCGAAACGCAGACUCUCGGUCGCGUUAGCAAUGGCUGUAAGAACUUGUUCUCCAUGCAAAUGUCGGUUAAUUACUCCACAGAGUGGUCACUUGGGUGGUUUUGUGGUGCCAUUCUCACACAAGCAGCCUGCUUUGGGGAGUUGCCAACUCUUUUUGCUUGCAUUGUCAGCUGGGAUGCAAAGUUAACCAUUUGCCUUUUAUCAAUAGUCCCAGGGAAUUUACUUUCUCUAUUAAAGAAGCUAAAGAAUGGCAGAAAAUAAUUUCUUUUACCCUCCAACGAUGUACUGUUGAAGGCAAUAAAAAUGGC